Cheilinus undulatus (humphead wrasse) is the source of this 1177-nucleotide messenger RNA. RefSeq names its product uridine-cytidine kinase 2b (gene uck2b). The record is from RefSeq and is a predicted model, not a curated record. Gene Ontology annotation, molecular function: ATP binding; kinase activity. The transcript has 7 exons. Gene Ontology annotation, cellular component: cytosol; cytoplasm. Lineage: Eukaryota; Metazoa; Chordata; Actinopteri; Labriformes; Labridae. Bases 35 to 823 code for a protein of 262 amino acids.
UCCAGCACAACAGCUCCAACGGCACACUGCAAGUAUGGCCGGGGACAGCGAGACACAUCUAAGGGACCGUGGCGAUAACGGCACCAUCAUUCGACAACCUUUUCUCAUCGGUGUCUCCGGGGGUACUGCAAGUGGCAAGUCGUCAGUAUGUGAGAAGAUCAUGGAGCUGCUGGGCCAGAACAAGAUCGACCACCACCAGCGGCAGGUGGCCAUCCUGAGCCAGGACAGCUUCUAUAAAGUGCUAACUCCAGAGCAGAAGGCAAAGGCACUAAAGGGCCAGUUCAACUUCGAUCAUCCAGAUGCCUUCGACAAUGAGCUGAUAAUGCAAACACUACGACUGAUCCUGCAAGGGAAGACUGUCCAGAUCCCAGUUUAUGACUUUGUCACUCAUUCCAGGAAAGAGGAGUUUAUCACAGUGUAUCCAGCUGAUGUGGUCCUGUUUGAGGGCAUUCUCAUGUUUUACUCCCAGGAAAUCAGAGACCUGUUUCAAAUGAAGUUAUUUGUCGACACUGAUCCAGACACAAGGCUGUCACGCAGAGUUCUCAGGGACAUCAGUGAACGUGGCAGAGAGCUGGAGCAGGUGCUGGCUCAAUAUAUCACUUUUGUAAAACCGGCCUUUGAGGAGUUCUGUUUACCGACAAAGAAGUAUGCAGAUGUGAUUAUUCCAAGAGGAGCAGAUAACAUGGUGGCCAUCAACUUGAUAGUUCAGCACAUCCAAGACAUUCUUAACGGCGGACUAAGCAAACGGCACAACGGCUUCACGAACGGCCACAGCACCCCACGUCAGAGGCGGACUUCAGAGUCCAGCAGCCGGCCUCAUUGACCCCAUCACACCUCUCUUCUCAGGGUGGAGAGGGGUGUGGCGGGGUCGUGCUGUAAAUAAUGCCUGUCAUUGGCAUCACUGUAUUUAAGAGAGAGAAAAAAGAUACAAAAGAAUUGAAAUGCCUUUUAUUAUAAUUAUGACUACUCUUGUCAUUAGUUACUUUAACUGUAAUUGUUGGGAUUUAGAUUUUUGUCUGGAGGGCAUAAAAGAGGCUCCUGUUCUUCUUGUGAUGAGACCAUGGGUUAAAAAUGGACCCCAUGCAUUUUCCUCCCAGAUUGCAUUUUGUUUUUUAUGUAUCCCCUGCUGCUUCAUGGAAAAAUUGUUGCCGCUAAUGAAUAAAAGAGGGGAAUCCUU